AUGACUUCUACGCCACCGCCACGGCAGCCGCGCCAUAGCGGCGGCGACCAACAUUUUAUUCACGGCGACAAGACGGCGUCUCGCCGCCGGAGCCAAUCGUUCUCCUCCUCCUCACACUCACUCUCUUCAAACUCAUCAUCAUUCGCAUCAUCACUCUCCUUCCACGGCGAUCAUCACACCCCAAGGUCACCCCUACAAUUCAUGGGCGUCCCUUUCUCCUGGGAAAAGAUCCCCGGCAUUCCCAAGCAAUUAUACGCCUCCAACAAAAUCAGCGACGAGCGCUCCCUUCUCCCGUUGCCUCCUCCCGCCGGGAAACAGAGCUUUCGCGACGAAUUCUCCCCCAGAAAAUCCGCCGGCGCCGGCGGUGGAAGCUUCCGGGAGGACCCGUUCUUCGCGGCCCUGGUGGAGUGCUCCAAGGAGGAGCGUCACAAGAGCUCCUCCAAGAUCGUCACGAAAAGUUUGAGCGAUCGUUUCGGAUUCAUGGGCUUGUACGCUGCGGCUUCUUGUAAAACCACUUGCGGCGUCUCGGAAUCCAUUGUUCAUCUUCCGAGAUCAAGAGAUUACGAUCUUCUCAGCCGUAGAUCGCGGCGGUGA
Messenger RNA from Ipomoea triloba (trilobed morning glory), 594 nucleotides. RefSeq lists its product as uncharacterized. The record is from RefSeq and is a predicted model, not a curated record. The transcript has a single exon. NCBI's taxonomy places the organism in Eukaryota, Viridiplantae, Streptophyta, Magnoliopsida, Solanales, Convolvulaceae. The coding region runs from base 1 to 594 and encodes 197 amino acids.